Messenger RNA from Carassius gibelio (silver crucian carp), 1500 nucleotides. RefSeq names its product LRP chaperone MESD. Bases 32 to 652 code for a protein of 206 amino acids. The transcript is spliced from 3 exons. NCBI's taxonomy places the organism in Eukaryota, Metazoa, Chordata, Actinopteri, Cypriniformes, Cyprinidae. The record is from RefSeq and is a predicted model, not a curated record. Gene Ontology annotation, biological process: protein folding.
UUCAACCAAUCAGCGAGCUCCAGGUUUAAAGAUGGCGUCACCCGUCAGCUGCAGGACUGUAUCAGUUUUGCUUUUUCUCAUAUUAUUCAUAUCGGUUCACUGUACAGACACUAAACCGAGGAAGAAGAAAGACAUAAGGGAUUAUAAUGACGCGGAUAUGGCCAGACUGCUGGAGGAGUGGGAGAAAGAUGAUGAAAUUGAGGAGGGUGACUUACCUGAGCACAAACGGUCUCCUCCACCCAUCGACUUCUCUAAAAUAGAUGCGUCUAAACCAGAGGAUCUUCUGAAGAUGUCCAAGAAAGGAAGGACCCUGAUGGUGUUUGCCACCGUGUCAGGAAACCCCACAGAGAAGGAGACGGAAGAGAUCACCAGCCUGUGGCAGGGAAGCCUCUUCAAUGCCAACUUUGAUGUUCAGAGAUUUGUGGUGGGAUCCAACCGUGUCAUCUUCAUGCUGCGUGAUGGGAGCUACGCCUGGGAGAUUAAAGACUUCCUGAUUGCUCAGGACCGCUGUGAGGAUGUGACCGUGGAAGGACAGGUGUACCCUGGGAAAACCGCCAAGAAAGAUGCCAAGGGGAACGAGCAAAAUAAAACCAAGAAGAAAGAAGACAAGAAAGCAGCCAACAGAGGCAAUAAAAGCAAGCAGGAGCUUUGAUACAUGAAAGGCGCAGUGUUUUAAUGGGACUGAAGGAGUGUUUCUCUAACAGGUGUUACCAGGUACUUUGACACACAGGUUGAUGAUUUUUGUUUCAGUUCCUCAAUUUGUUUUACUGUUACUCGCCUCAUUUUUCACAGUCUGAAUCAAAGAAUAAACCACUUUUAUAAUAAUCUUGUGCAGUCUCGUGCAUUGCAUUGAUGAUUGGAUACAGUUGGUGUCACAUUUUCAAAUGCAGAAAAAGUGUAGCACUUAAAGGAAUAGUUCACCCAAAAAUUAAAGUUAGCUGAAAAUUCACUCACCCUCAAGCCAUCCAAGAUGUAUAUUUUUGAGUUAGUUUGUCCAUGGGAACCAAUUAGGUCAAAUUUUGCAAACAGCUGAUAAAACCAUAACAAUAAUCCACACCAUCAAUUAAUGUUGAGUGAACAUUAUUUCUUUUUCUUUUAUUCAACAAGCUAGGACAUGAGCAGUCUGAGCAGUAGGGAAUAUCAGGUUUAUCUGAAGGUUUACUUAACAGCUUGUUGAAGGAUGCUGGAAUGCGUUUGGAGGAUGUGGCAGAAAUGAACUGAUCUGGAAUCAGUCAAACGGCUUCUGGCAAAAGAAAAUGAGUUUAGCAGUGGCGGAGUCAUUGCCCCAGUUUGAAAGAGAGCAACAUUAGGCGCUAAUAGAGUAAUCGAUCAUCCUUUCUCGUCUGAAGCCUCAUAUGUCAUGAUACCAGGGAAAACAUAAGUACACCUCAUGGAAAACUGAGCUUUUCAGCACUUUCCUAAAUGAUAAAUGUAAUCUAAUUGAAAUAAAAAAUGAUUUUUUGUUUGCAAUCAUCCAUUAAACAUUCAUCCAUUCUUGCA